Molecule: messenger RNA, 2350 nt
Organism: Melospiza melodia melodia
Lineage: Eukaryota; Metazoa; Chordata; Aves; Passeriformes; Passerellidae
Gene: ACKR4
Product: atypical chemokine receptor 4
Exons: 3
Coding region: 295-1452 (385 amino acids)
Biological process (GO): G protein-coupled receptor signaling pathway; immune response; calcium-mediated signaling
Cellular component (GO): membrane; external side of plasma membrane
Molecular function (GO): scavenger receptor activity; C-C chemokine receptor activity; C-C chemokine binding
Source: RefSeq, a predicted model, not a curated record
CCUUUUCACCUUUCUAAUGUGUUGUUUGAUAAAAGCCUCUCGAUGAUGUAUUAAACAUUUGGACUUCCAGGAAUAAAACCACAAACAACAAAGAGAAGCAGUAAGGGCGUCCUGACCUUCCAAAGAGCAGUCACAGUUUGUUGGAACAGGAAGGAAUGUAGGAAGUGUACGUGUUCAACACAAGAAGAGUCUCCAGGAAAGCACAGUUUUUAAAAGUUUUUUUUUAACUGUCAAGUCAAAAUGAAAGUGCAACGGACUUCCACAUGAGGGUGUGGUGUUUGAAGACAAAAUGCAAUGUGUCAGAGCAAUUCAGAUCACUUCACUGAGGCACAUCUCAACUGCAGUACCUGCUACUCAUCUGCUGAACAAAAGGUUAGUUUUGGGUUCUACAUGAAUAACUCAACAGAUUACUGGAUUGAUGAUGAGGAGGAUGACCUCAACCCUCUUAUAGAUUACAAUACCUAUGAGCUUCUCUGUGAAAAAAGUGAUGUGAGAAAUUUCAGAAAAUUAUUCCUCCCAGUGUUCUAUGCACUGGCUUUCACAGUUGGAGUGGCUGGAAACUCACUAGUGGUUGCAAUUUAUGCCUACUGCAAGAAACCCAAGACCAAGACAGACGUGUACAUCAUGCACCUCGCCAUCGCUGAUCUGCUCCUGCUCUUCACCCUCCCCUUCUGGGCUGCAAAUGCAGUGCAGGGAUGGGAACUUGGAAACCCCAUGUGCAAGUUCACUUCUUCUCUGUACACCAUGAAUUUCAGCUCCAGCAUGCUGUUCCUGGCCUGUAUCAGCGUGGAUAGGUACAGGGCCACUUCUGAAUCCCAGGGCCAUAGAAGAGUGGGCAAACACUGCAGUGUUACCUGCCUCUGUGUCUGGCUGGCUGCCACUUUCCUCAGUAUCCCAGAGCUGAUAUUUAAUCAAGUCAAGAAACACAACGAGAGGAACGAAUGCCUUCCCAUAUUUCCAAUGAACAUGGAAACACUCUUAAAAUCAACCAUUCAAAUCCUGGAAAUUAUCCUGGAAUUCCUGCUUCCUUUCCUAGUAAUGCUGAUCUGCUAUUCUGCUACUGCUCGGGCAAUCUUUAGGUCUGCAAAUGUUAAGAAGUCCAGGCCUUUCAAGGUGCUGCUGGCAGUAGUGGCUACUUUCAUUGUCACCCAGCUACCCUACAACAUUGUGAAGCUGUGGCGAGCCAUAGACAUCAUCUACAUGUUGGUGACAGACUGCCAGGCCAGUAAAACCAUGGAUGUGGCACUCCAGGUCACCAAGAGCAUCGCUCUGUUCCACGCCUGCCUCAACCCCCUCCUCUACGCCUUCCUGGGCGCCUCUUUCAAAAUGCACAUCAUGAAAAUUGCAAAAAAUUACGGGUACUGGAGAAGGCAGAGGCAGAAUGGAAGACCUGAAGAAAUUUCUAUGAAUUAUGAAGACCCUACUGAAGAAACAAUCAGUUUCACUAUAUAGGCCCUCCAUUGCUUCCACCAUCUUACAUAACCAAGGGAAUUGUUUAGUGAUUCCAGGAGGUAUUGCUUCUAGACCUGUUUCUCUGCAAGUCAGCUUUCAGAUGAAUUUCUGAACCUGCCAAGACAUCACAAAGCACUUUCAAAUGGAACAUGUUUAUUGGAAUCAAGCAAGAACUGAAUACUGAAACCCCUAGAAACAACCCAAGAUAUUUACUAAACAUCAACAUCAAAGAACUCAAACAAAAAAAAAAAGCAUCACAACAAAACUCAAACACCUAAAAACACCCCCAAAAUUUAAAUUUCCAAGUGUCACAGUACUAGGCAAUUAAGCAACUAUGUAAUGAACAACCUGUACACAUCUAAGUACGUGAUUAAAACAGAGAAAAAAAAAGGUCACCAAUCAAACAACAGGAAUCUUUGUACCAGAAGUUAAUAAUCUUGUGUUUCUCCAACUAUUUUAUAAAACUUUAGAACAUUUGCCUAACAGUUCAGCUCCAUUUCUCAACUAUCACUCCAUAGAUAACCUUGCAGAUUGAAAUGAAGCAUAAGCUUAUGGCUGAGAAUUGAGAGGGAGAAAGAGGGGGGAAAAGCCAUUCUCUGUGUUUCUACAAGUAUAUACCAGCAACAACAUCCUCCACAAAAACACUCCAGCAACUCCUUUUCUAUAACUACAGAAAAAUGAUCUUUCAUCUCUUCUUUUCUGCUUACCCUAAGCUUCAACCAGUGCUCGAAGGGUGGCUGGCAUACUCUAGAUUUUUAUAAAUGUAAUAAAAAUUUCAGGUAAUCAUCAAAUACAAGGCCUGGAUUUUUUAUUUAGAAUUGCUAAAAUUAAUCAAGGACUGCAAUAACUGCAUCUGCUAAAAUAUAUGAAGAUAUAAUAAAAUCAAAGAAUAGAAAAA